Molecule: messenger RNA, 1395 nt
Organism: Lodderomyces pseudojiufengensis
Lineage: Eukaryota; Fungi; Ascomycota; Pichiomycetes; Serinales; Debaryomycetaceae
Exons: 1
Coding region: 1-1395 (464 amino acids)
Source: RefSeq, a predicted model, not a curated record
AUGGCAACAUUACGAGAUUCAACUACUGGUAUACAUUCAAAAAGAAAAUUAAAUGAAUUAGAAGAUAUAUCAAAUACUCCAAAUAAACAACAACAACAAGAACAUCUACUAUAUCGUAAUUCAUUAUCACCAUCUAAGAGUAACAUACAUAAAAGAACUAGAUACAGUAGUGAUAUUAAUACUAAUACUACAACUUCCUCACAAACUUCCACAUCCUCAAUAAUAAUAGAAAGACCAAUAACUAGACUGAAUUCAAAAUUACUUUUAGAACAACAAGAAUUACAAAAACAACAAAAAUCAGAGAAACCUAAUACUAAAAGAUCAUCAUCAUCAUCAAGACAUCUUAAAACAAGAAGCAAUAGUGAUGUUAAUAGUACCAAAUCAGAUUCCUACCACACAAAAUAUAACAAAGAUCAUUUAAAUAAACAAUCAAAUUAUACACAUAAAUCAUCAAAUACUAUAACCCCUCCAUCUCCAACUCCAAGUGAUGGAUUAUCAAAUGACGAAUAUCUGAAUGAAAAUAAUCAAGAAAUAAAAGAAAAUCAUCAUACAAAUUACAAAAAUCAUCAAGACACAUCAUCAAUUCAAUUAGAAUAUGAAAAUGAAAAUUAUGAUCUAGAGCAGCAAGAACGUCCACAACAUAGACGUUGUAAAUCAGUUUCAUUUGUCUUACCAAAUGAAGAAACCAAAACUUUUCAACAUUCACCAUUAUUAACUCCUAAAGAUGAAGAAGAUGAAGAAGAAAUUACCAAAUAUUUACAAGAAAAGGAACAACAACAACAACAACAGCAUCAUCAAGAAGAAGAAGAACAACAAAAUAUCAGAAAUAAUGAAACCUAUCCAGCCACUCCACCUGAAUCAUUAAAUGACCAUCAUAAUCAAUCAGAUUAUAUGGAUCCAAAUUUUCAAAAUAUAAUUACUUUACAAACUUCAAAAUCUAAACAAGAAAUAAAUGAAUCAACUCAAGAAGAAAUAUUAGAAUCACAACUUUCAAUUUUACAAACAAAUCCAGAUUAUAUAGUAUUAAAUUCAUCAUUAAAUUUAAGUUUAUAUCAAAAUCAAAAAAUAAAAAAUGAUAUAAUAAAAUUAUCAAAUUUAAAAAAUCAAAUAGAAUCAUCAACAUCUACUUCAUCAUCUACAUCUGCAUUUACAACAACAUCAUCAUCAAAUAUAAAUUUAAAAAAUUUUAUAAUUGAUUUAAUAUUAAAUAAAUUAAAUUUACCAAAACCUGAAUCAAUUAUAAAUUCUCCUUUUAUAAAUUGGUCAAAAUAUCAUUCUUCAUUAAUUAAUUUAAAUUUUAAUGAAUUAAUUUUGAAAAAAGGAGGUGAUGAUAACACGAGUAAAUAUUUAAAUGAUGAUGAAAUUAAACUUAGACUUUUUGAUUUAAUUAAAUAA